Molecule: messenger RNA, 693 nt
Organism: Nicotiana tabacum (common tobacco)
Lineage: Eukaryota; Viridiplantae; Streptophyta; Magnoliopsida; Solanales; Solanaceae
Source: RefSeq, a predicted model, not a curated record
AUGACUACCAUUAGGAGUAUAAUUGCAGUUGCAGUAAAGAAAGGGUGGAGUAUGUUCCAAUUGGAUAUUAACAACUCAUUUUUACAUGGAAAGUUAGAUGAGGAGAUGUACAUACGCAUUCCCAAGGGAUGGGGUUACACUGUUUCUAAGAAUGAUUAUUCAUUAUUUCUUAAGUGUUCUAGUACUUUAAUUAUUAUUGUUGUUGUACACCCUGAUGAUAUUUUGUUGAGCGGAAAUGAUGAAGGGGAGAUCUCCUCCCUGAAGCUAUUCUUAGACAAUCAAUUUCGAAUCAAGGGUUUAGGCCAUUGGUAUUAUUUUUUGGGACUCGAGAAUUUUAUUGAAGCUGCCGGUGUCAUUAUGUGUCAAAGGAAGUUUGCCAUGGAUGUCUUGACUGAUUUGAAUGUUUGGAGUGGACUCCUGUUACCUGAUUUGGCCUUAUCGAUUCAUCAUUUGAGCCAAUUUAUACAUGCUUCCACUGUUUCUCAUAUGGCUGCUACUUUUCAUGUUUUAAAGUAUGUUAAAGGUGCUUUGAGUCAAGGUUUGUUUAUGAGUGCAGAUUUUGAUUUUACUCUCCAAGCUUACUGUGAUUCUGAUUGGGAUGCUUGCGCUAAUUCCCGAAAAUCUGUUAGUGGGUACUUGGUUAUGCUUGGGUCUUCUUUGCUUGUUUGGAAGUCCAAGAAGCAUCAUACAUAG